AUGUUCUGCCUCAGAUGCAGAUUUUCAGGAUAUUACACAGCAGAUGGGCGGAGAGCUGAAGAGAUUUCCUCUGAGGCUUUACAGCUCGUAGUGACAGAGUCGGUCCGGCUGAGCAACAUGACACACACAGGAUGUUUUAUAUGGAUUUUCUUCUCCUUGUGGGGUAUAACUGUGUGUGAUCUGCCUCAUGUAAUAAAGUACCAAAAAGCCAUACCUCAGAGGCUGAUGGACUGGUCUCAUGUGAAGGAUGCUGCUGUAUAUAAGAAAUACCCUGAUGUAGUCCAAUACUCUGUGAGUAUUGCAGGGAAAAACUACACUCUGCAUCUGGAAAAGAACAAGGAUCUUGUUGGAAAUAAGUUUACUGUGACAUACUAUUCUGAUCAGGGUACCCAAUUGACAGCUACUCCAGAUUAUUCGGUUCACUGCUACUACCAUGGACACGUCGUGGGGGUGGAGGACUCCUCUGCCAGCAUUGAAUUGUGCUCAGGAAUUAAAGGAUUUGUGACCCUCCAAGAUGAGAUGUACCUCAUCGAACCUCUGCCAGGUGAGGAGACGGGACGGCGAGAUGACGGACAGAGCUCUGAGGCCCACAGUGAUGACCGUCCUCAUGCUGUUUACAACUACAAACACCUGAGGAGGAAGAGGAGCUCCUGUUCCCAUGGAAACACAAGCACGUUCUAUGAUCACGGAGCUCGUCCGUCUGGACUAUUCCAGCUUGGCAGUCUGAAAAGCAGAGCCCAGACCAAAGACCUUAAAGACAAACCCAGAACAGUGGAGCUGGUUUUGGUAGUAGACAACACUGAGUAUAAAAAGCUUGGCAGUAAGAAGACAGUCGAGACCAGAAUGCUUGAGAUAGCAAACCAUGUGGAUAAGUUGUACCGCCAUGUGGGUGUUCGCGUGAUGCUGGUCGGACUGGAAAUCUGGACGCAGAGCGAUCAGAUCGAGGUCAGCACAGACCCCGACCUCACUCUUGUUCGCUUUAUCGAGUGGCGUAAGCAGCGCCUGCUGCCGAGGAGCAAACAUGACAACGCUCAGUUCAUCACAGGAGUUGAUUUCGUUGGCUCUACUGUUGGAUUGGCAAACACCAAAGCAAUGUGCACCUCAAGCUCCGGAGCUAUCAAUGAGGACCAUAACACCAACUCAAUUGGAGUGGCCUCCACCAUAGCACAUGAAAUGGGUCACAAUUUGGGCCUGGUCCACGAUACUGAAGAAUGUAUCUGUGGAUCUUUUGCAUUCAAAAAAGGCUGCAUCAUGGCCGAGAGUGUUGGCUUCGUGUUUCCCAAGCAGUUCAGCAGUUGCAGUCUGCAGCAGCUCAGCACCUUCUUGGAGGAGGUCAACCCUGCCUGCCUGCUGGAUACUCCCUCCACUGAACGCAUCUACGGUGGAGCAGUUUGUGGAAAUGCCUUCUUAGAGCCUGGAGAAGAGUGUGACUGUGGGACUGUGGAGGAAUGCAAGAAUCCCUGCUGCAACGCCACCACUUGCAAGCUGAAUGUGGGAGUUCAGUGUGCAGAAGGAGAGUGCUGCCACAACUGCCAACUGAAACCAACAGGCAGCAUCUGCCGACCAAAAUCCGGAGACUGCGACCUGGCAGAAUACUGCACUGGCCUCUCUGCAGCAUGUCCUGCUAACACCUUCACCCAAAACGGCCUGCCGUGCGACUAUGGAAAAGGCUACUGCUACAACGGGCAAUGUCCGUCACGACAAGAUCACUGCAAGAGGCUUUGGGGACCAGACGCUGAAGUAGCUGCAGAGGAUUGCUUUUAUCUGUAUGGAGGGUGCAGGAAGAGGUUAACCCAGACGUGCUCCAACCGAGAUCAAUCUUGUGGAAAGCUCUUCUGCUCUGGAGGAAGGGAGUUUCCAGUGACGAACAAAAAGUCCUUUUAUAAAGUAGGAAAUGGAGUCAUAUGCAACGAGGCAGCCAUGAACCCUGAGGACAACUACCCGUCGGAUCUCGGGAUGGUGCCUACUGGCACCAAGUGUGGCGACAACAUGGUGUGCUACAAUAAAAAAUGUGAAGACAUCAAAAACAUAAAAUCGUACGGAACAAACGACUGCUCGUCCAAGUGUAACAACCACGGGGUGUGCAACCAUGAGAGUACGUGCCACUGCGAUCCUGGCUGGGCUCCUCCGUUUUGUGACGUGAAGCUGUCAGAGCUGACAGAAGAGUCGAGCCUGGUUGUUCUUGCUGUAUCCGUGGUGGUUGGUUUGCUUUUUCUGCUCGCCCUGGUUAUAGGGAGUCUGAUGUGCUGCAUCAGAAAAAGGCCACCCACAAAAAGGUUCCUCUCAGCGGCCUCAGGACAAUCAAACCCAGUGUUUCAGUCGAGCUUUCCCCGAGGCAGUCCUCGUCUCGGGCCGGCGCACAUCAGCCCGCCUACGUUGUUGGAGUCUUCUGCCAGUCAAGUCUACAAACCUCUGAGCCCUGCUGCUGUCAAACCACAGACCGGAGCUCGAAGGCCCUGCAGAGCAGCUCCAGAGCCUCCCAGGAAAGCUCCAGAUACAUCUCAGUCAUCUAAGGUUCACCAGGUUGCGAGGAUAUUAAUGCAGCCACCAGCUGUUUCCAGUCUUCCAGUAUAUAGUGAGACUAAACCACUACCUCCCACCAGACCACUGCCACCACUUACAUCCAAACCAAAGCCGAAGCCUCCGACGCCUCCAAAGAAGCCCUCCACAGUCCCAUCUUCACUGCCACAUACGCAGCUGCUCGGAGUGAGAGCUGCCCUGGUGCCCUCCAGCAGGCCAAGAUGA
This is a messenger RNA of Nematolebias whitei (Rio pearlfish), 2745 nucleotides long. RefSeq names its product ADAM metallopeptidase domain 8a (gene adam8a). The transcript is spliced from 25 exons. The coding region runs from base 1 to 2745 and encodes 914 amino acids. The record is from RefSeq and is a predicted model, not a curated record. Gene Ontology annotation, biological process: positive regulation of cellular extravasation; inflammatory response; positive regulation of membrane protein ectodomain proteolysis. Gene Ontology annotation, molecular function: metalloendopeptidase activity; cell adhesion molecule binding. NCBI's taxonomy places the organism in Eukaryota, Metazoa, Chordata, Actinopteri, Cyprinodontiformes, Rivulidae.